Messenger RNA from Naegleria lovaniensis, 552 nucleotides. RefSeq lists its product as uncharacterized. The record is from RefSeq and is a predicted model, not a curated record. Bases 1 to 552 code for a protein of 183 amino acids. The transcript has a single exon. Gene Ontology annotation, molecular function: mRNA binding. Gene Ontology annotation, cellular component: catalytic step 2 spliceosome. NCBI's taxonomy places the organism in Eukaryota, Heterolobosea, Eutetramitea, Acrasida, Naegleriidae.
AUGGUCAAUAUUGAAGAUUAUCAAGGAACAGGUGAAAUUCAGCCAUACCCACACAUGUUCCAGAAUUUAGGUGAAGCAGAGUAUGCCAUUGCUCUCUACAUGUAUCUUCGUUUAGUAGGUCAUGAAGCAAACACCAUUACCAUUCUUACUCCCUAUCAGGGUCAGAAGAAUCUCAUUCGAUCCAUUGCAAAACGAAGAUGUGGAUCUUUGGGAGAGCCAAAAAAGAUAACUACCGUCGAUAGGUAUCAAGGACAAUCGAAUGACAUUGUCAUUUUGUCAAUGGUUCGAACAACCAGCGCCGGAUACAUGAAUGAUUCAAUAAGAAUGGCUGUUGCUUUCUCUUGUGCGAGACGAGGAUUGUUUGUAUUGUGUCGAGUGUCAACAUUUGCCACCUGUAAGCCAUUCGCUGAACACUCUCUCAUGGACAUUUUCAGCAAGGAUGGUCGAUCAACCAGUGCUUUGCAAUUACAAAUUGACAAUGAAACUGAGUCUGUGACAAAUGUUUUUGAGUUGGGAAAGGUGGUGUUGAAGCUUGCACAAAAGAAUGUCUAA